GGGGCGUGAGGGGCGGGGGGGGGGGCGAGGCGGAGAUGUCGGUGCCGCUGCUGAAGCUGGGCGUGGUGCUCAGCACGAUGGCCAUGAUCACCAACUGGAUGUCGCAGACGCUGCCCGCCCUGGUGGGCCUCAACACCACCAAGCUCAGCGCCGCCUCCGCCGGCCCCCGGCACCGCAGCACCGGCGUGUUGCCGGCCAACCCCGAAGAGAGCUGGCAGGUCUACAGCUCCGCUCAGGACAGCGAAGGGCGGUGCAUCUGCACAGUGGUGGCCCCUCAGCAGACCAUGUGUUCGCGGGAUGCCAGGACAAAACAGCUGCGCCAACUACUAGAAAAGGUACAAAACAUGUCGCAGUCAAUAGAGGUGUUGGACAGGCGGACCCAGCGGGAUCUACAAUAUGUUGAAAAAAUGGAGAAUCAGAUGAGGGGGUUGGAAUCCAAGUUCAAGCAAGUGGAAGAGACUCACAAGCAACAUCUGGCUAGACAGUUCAAGGCGAUAAAAGCGAAAAUGGAGGAGCUUAGGCCCUUGAUCCCAGUGUUGGAGGAGUACAAAGCCGAUGCCAAAUUGGUUUUGCAGUUUAAAGAGGAGGUCCAGAAUCUGACGGCAGUUCUAAGCGAGCUCCAGGAGGAAAUUGGCGCCUAUGACUACGAAGAGCUUCAGAACAGAGUGUCAAAUCUGGAAGAGAGGCUCCGGGCUUGCAUGCAAAAAUUAGCCUGUGGCAAACUGACAGCAAUAAGUGACCCAAUCACAGUCAAGAUCUCUGGAUCAAGGUUCGGCUCGUGGAUGACUGAUCCCCUGGCUCCAGAAGGGGAGAAUAAGGUCUGGUACAUGGACAGCUAUCACAACAAUCGCUUUGUCCGCGAGUACAAAUCCAUGGCCGAUUUUAUGAACACCGACAAUUUCACCUCUCACCGUCUCCCUCACCCAUGGUCUGGAACUGGCCAAGUCGUGUACAACGGCUCGAUCUAUUUCAACAAAUACCAAAGUCACAUAAUCAUCAAGUUUGACUUGAAAACUGAGACCAUCCUUAAGACCCGUAGCUUGGACUAUGCUGGCUACAACAACGUCUACCACUACGCCUGGGGCGGACAUUCUGACAUCGACCUCAUGGUGGACGAGAAUGGCCUGUGGGCAGUCUAUGCCACCAAUCAGAAUGCAGGAAACAUUGUCAUCAGCAAGUUGGACCCCAACACCUUACAAAGCAUCCAGACCUGGAACACCAGUUACCCAAAACGCAGUGCUGGCGAAGGGUUCAUCAUCUGCGGUACUUUGUAUGUCACCAAUGGCUAUUCAGGAGGAACCAAGGUGACCUACGCUUAUCAGACCAACACUUCCACUUACGAAUACAUAGAUAUCCCCUUCUUAAACAAAUAUUCUCAUAUUUCUAUGCUGGACUACAACCCCAAGGACAGAGCUCUCUAUGCCUGGAACAACGGCCAUCAAAUACUCUACAAUGUCACCCUCUUCCAUGUUGUCCGGUCUGAUGAAUUAUAGUCCAUUUCUGUCUGGGAAAGAACUGAAUGCACAACAGAAACAAACAACUAAGGAAAUAAAUACAUGCAAUGUGGAAAUAUACCUAUUCAAGAAAAAAAUAACAAAGAAAUUUUAAGAAACAGCAGCCACCGAAAUUUGUGAGCUAGAGGAUGACUCAGUCCUGAAAUCUUGCAAGAUCAGCACCUAUCUUUCCACUGUUCACAGAAUUCAGAUGUGUUAUAGACAAUGCAGAAGUUAAAAUAAACCACUUGUUUGCAGCUGGAACUGCACUGGAAAAACCACUUUUGAGGAGUUUUUUGGAGGGUGGGGUUGUUUUUCCCCCCUUAUGUUCCAAUAGCAAAACUGUAGUUAUAUAGUACAAUGUAAGGCAAUGACUGUUGGAAAUUUAAUGUUGGGGUAGGGGGUGGGGGGGAAAUACAGUUCUUCUCUCCUUUUUCUCUUUUUUGGUAAGUUGCAUGGUCUUUUUCGUACAUCACAACCAGUUACGAUGGAUGUGUGGUUUGUAUUUGGAAAUAUUAAGUUGAUUCAUGUUGGCGGUGUCUGAUUUUUAAAAAGAGGUCAAAGGCUUGGGGUUGGAGCCAGGGACUGCGGCGCGCUCGCUCUUGCGCUCGCUCGGUUCUGUGUCACCUUUAGAAGAACUGGUCAGAGACCCAAAGUAGGUAAUGAAUUUGUGUCUUUAAUAGCUAUAAAAUUUUUGAAAAAGGAAAAAAAAAGAAGUUUCCAGUAUAUACUAUGAACAAAUUGUUGUACCCAAAUAUUUGUUUGAACUUAUGUAUCCAGCCAGUAUCUUGUACAAUGUAUGUCUGUUAUUAACCAGAGGUGGAAAAACUUUGUAUGUCCAAGUUUAUGCAAAUGAAUGUUGUAAAUGCAAAUGAUGUCAUUUGAUUUAAUAAAUGAAGGUUUCCUAUCUUAAAAAGAUAAAA
Molecule: messenger RNA, 2416 nt
Organism: Heteronotia binoei (common prickly gecko)
Lineage: Eukaryota; Metazoa; Chordata; Lepidosauria; Squamata; Gekkonidae
Gene: OLFM1
Product: olfactomedin 1
Exons: 6
Coding region: 36-1493 (485 amino acids)
Biological process (GO): signal transduction
Source: RefSeq, a predicted model, not a curated record